UCCGCAAACAGAAUGAUGGAGUUCAAUCUAAAAGUAUUGAAACCCCGGUUUUUAUUUACGAUAGUAAAACCUGAGUAAAUCAGUUUACGCGAAUCGAUAUAGCUGUGACACGAUUUCUGGAUAAAUCUGAAAUGUUAUGACUGUGUACAAUGUUUAAAAUGCCACAAGUGGUGACAAAAGUGAUUAUAUUUUAAAACUUUUUGGUGUUGAUUGAUAAAACUAUAUAAGUGAAAAUAUUAAAUGCUUAUGGAUUAUUUGACGUUACAGAUUUCAAGUACGUGUUUUGUUAAAUGUUCGGUACAUCCGCUGAAUCGCGCUACAGAGAUUGUUUUGUGCAUACAUAUAAGGUGAAGGGAGUAAUGCGCCUGCGGUGAUGUUCUCUCUACUAUGCAGUGGAACGGUCUCUACUUCGUGUGUCUAGCUUUAUGCUGCCUACACACCGCAUCAGAACCACUACGGUUUCCUGAGGAUUACCAGUCAAAUGGUGUCAGAAGUAGACGCAGCGAUGACAGAGACAGCCUGGCGCUGUCUAGAGAAAUAUUCAGGAACAUUACGAAGCAACUCCGAGAGAAUAUUAGAAGAGAAGGGGCCACAGACAGAAGUGACUUAUUACAAAGUAAGGUAGAAGAGCCGCGACACAAUGUGCAGUACCCGAGCUACCACGACCACCACCACGAGCACCACUGGGGACCGUUCUUCGAAGACGAGAAAUACACCCAAGUGACUGCUCACGUCGGCUCCGAGGCCCUGCUCAACUGCAGAGUCGUCAUGCUGAAGGACAAGACGGUUAUGUGGAUGAGAAACUCGACAGAUACCGCACAACUGCUCACAGUGGGCCCGGCCCCUUACACGGGGGACAAUAGGAUAGCCGUGAAGUUUCAGUACCCCAAUAAUUGGAGAUUAAGUAUGAACCCAGUCAAGAGAACUGACGCGGGCAACUAUAUGUGCCAAAUAUCUACACACCCGCCGAGAACUAUAUUUGUUAAUCUUACAGUGUUACCGCCAGUGCUAACUAUAAACAGUGAUCACACGCACGCCGUAAAAGACAUGUUCUACAAAGCGGGAAGCUCAAUCAAACUCUCGUGUAUCAUAUCAGAAGAAUACGUCGCAACUUUACCGACAAAAGCGCCUGCUGCCACGCUCACGCCUUCCACAUCAACAACCGCUGUAACAACAACAACUGAAUUAACAACAAGAAUGAGCACCGUAUUUAAUAGAAUAGAUUUAAUGAUGAACAAAAGUUGGAGCGUUGAAACAACGACCGUCACUUCAACAGUUAGCAUAAGUACUACAACAAAGGCACCGGAGGCGGAGACUACGACUGUGUUGACUACAGUAAGACCAACCCCACCCCCGGUCGAGAAUAAUAUCUACGACUUAGCUUGGAAGAAGCAGGGCAAAGAAUUCUUUGACAACGUCACGUUUCGCAAUUUGAGCGCCACAAUCAACGUCGCAUCUGCAUCGCAAAAUGACAGCGGCACAUACACCUGUAUUCUACAGAACCAUUCUCAAGUUGUCGUCAAUGUUCACGUGCUGAUUGGAGAGAAUCAAGCGGCAGUACACCAUGAUACAUGGAAUAAAGGGACAUUGUUUUGGCAACCUCAAAAGUUAUAUAUAAUUUCAAUCGUACUUUUGCUAAAUUCUUUCACAUGAAAGAAAAUUGUUAAGUGACAGCAAGUGGAAUGGUGUGGUAAAGUUAGCCUUUGUUUUAAGUAGUUAUUCUGACAAUAUUGUCACAGAAAGGUGAAAGAUAAUAAUGAAAAUAUCUCCAGAAAAUAAUAAAGGAAACAAUGUAUUUAAAAAAAAAACCAGUCAUCGUCAAUAUUAAGUUUGCAAUUGUCUUGAUAAUGUUACACUAAAAAUAUUGGAGCUAAUACUUUUUUUAUGAAAACAUCUCUGAUUUUGGAAUUAAAUGUGGG
This is a messenger RNA of Chilo suppressalis (striped riceborer), 1919 nucleotides long. The record is from the annotation of a GenBank genome assembly. Lineage: Eukaryota; Metazoa; Arthropoda; Insecta; Lepidoptera; Crambidae.